Dendroctonus ponderosae (mountain pine beetle) is the source of this 1265-nucleotide messenger RNA. It is a transcript of the gene eIF2Bbeta, whose product is annotated as translation initiation factor eIF-2B subunit beta. Bases 155 to 1183 code for a protein of 342 amino acids. The transcript has 8 exons. Gene Ontology annotation, cellular component: eukaryotic translation initiation factor 2B complex. Gene Ontology annotation, biological process: translational initiation. Gene Ontology annotation, molecular function: translation initiation factor activity; guanyl-nucleotide exchange factor activity. NCBI's taxonomy places the organism in Eukaryota, Metazoa, Arthropoda, Insecta, Coleoptera, Curculionidae. The record is from RefSeq and is a predicted model, not a curated record.
CAGGUUCUGUUGCCAUGUAUAUGGUGGAUGGUUAAAGCGCAGACUACAUAUUGGGUUAAAGACAUGUUAAAGAAAAACUAUCUGCAUUCCGUUGCCACCUACUUUCGCUAGAAUCUUGUUUUAUUAAAUGUUUUGAGUUAAACUAAUUAUUAAAAUGGACCUGGAACGGCUGUCUGAUGUUAUGCAGCUAAUAAGCGAUAUAAAGCACAAAGUGAUUUGCAACCCCCAUGACGUUGCGGUCAAGACCGAAGAGCUGCUGGAAGCGCUGAUUUCGAACGGGAAUUGGACUAGUGCAAUGCAACUAAUGGAAUUGAUUCGGAUGCGAAUCAAGUGCAUAGCACAGAGCUUGCCAAUGGGGGGCAUUGCUACCAAUAUAAUGAGGCACAUCUUGAAAAUCGUUCGCGAUGAAUUCGAACUGGCUUCUGAGAAAAAAGGAGAGUCAAACUCCCUGCACCAGAUUGUCCGGGCAGACUCCACAGAUGUAGUCGAUUACUCGGAGAGUCUUUCAAGCCUGAAAGCCGCGCUCUUGAAACAUCUUUCUGAGUACAAAUCUGAGCUGGAAUCUAGCGCGGACAACAUUGCGGCGCAAGCCCCCGAGCUGAUUCACAACAAUGAGACGAUUCUCACGAUAGGAAUGUCUGAAAAAGUAGAAAUGUUUCUAAAAUCGGCUGCGAAGAGCAGGAAAUUCAAUGUUGUAGUUGCGGAAGCAGCUCCAUUAUGCAAGGGGCACGACUUGGCGGCCAGUCUCGUCGAGAGCAAGAUUAAAGUGACCGUAGUGUCGGACGCGGCAAUAUUCGCCAUGAUGUCCAGAGUGAAUAAAGUGGUUAUUGGAACCCAAAUGGUUCUAGGCAACGGCGGGCUGAGGGCUCAAAGCGGGUCCCAUACAGUGGCUCUGUGCGCGAGGCACUUCGCCGUCCCAGUCUUUGUUUUAUGUCACAUGUACGAAUUCAGCACCGUCAGCCAGGGCUCGGUUGAUGAUGCAACUUUCUACGAAUACGCCUCACCCGCUGAAAUCCUCCCCUUAUCUUUGGGGCCAAUGUUGAAUGAUGUUACUGUGAUCAACCCCCGAUUCGACUAUGUGCCACCUGAGCUCAUUUCCCUCUUGAUCACACAUCAAGGAGGCAAUUCGCCCUCGUACGUAUAUCGGCUCUUAUCUGAGCUGUACCAUCCAGAUGACUAUUAAGUUUGAGUUUGACCACGACUAGGCCACUUUUUUGGUGGCUACUCUGAAUAGCCGCUCCAUUUUCAUAAAUUCUAACUGCCAA